Molecule: messenger RNA, 12662 nt
Organism: Coregonus clupeaformis (lake whitefish)
Lineage: Eukaryota; Metazoa; Chordata; Actinopteri; Salmoniformes; Salmonidae
Product: neuroblast differentiation-associated protein AHNAK-like
Exons: 10
Coding region: 34-12333 (4099 amino acids)
Biological process (GO): regulation of RNA splicing
Cellular component (GO): cytoplasm; costamere; nucleus
Molecular function (GO): protein binding
Source: RefSeq, a predicted model, not a curated record
AGGUUUAGACAGAAGAGCUUUUCAUAAAGGAUAAUGCCUGGUGUCCGCAGAGGGAGGAGCCUCUCUGAGGGGCUGAUGCUGGAGGAAUCAGAGAAAGGACGAUUGGUCGUCUCCAGCGUUGUCGAUGGCUCCUUGGCCAAUCAGGGGCUCAAAGAAGGAGAUGAAAUUGUGGGUGCCACAAUCAACUUCGACCAACUUUCGAAAGACGAUGUGUUUAAGAUACUGAAGAUGAUGGAUGAUAAUGGAUUUGAUGAGAAGGUUCAGGUUCUGACGAAAAAUAAUUUGAGCAAGAGUAUGGGGACCUUGGAUAGCAUCAAAGCCCCAGAGGAGAUGCUGAAGGAUUCCUAUAACAGACUCAAUGCCAAAAUAAAGAAGUUCAUGAAGGAUGACAGCUCUGGACAACCUACAGGUUCUGGGGGAAGAGGCUCUCCUUACGGACAGGAAAGAGGCAAGGGACCGAGACCUCUCUGGGCCAAGGCUGAUGUCAGAGGAACAGACUCUACAGUACCUCAUGAUGCUCCUGGUGGAGAACUUUGGUUGCCUAAUGCAAACAUGAGUACAUCAGAUCUCUCCCUAGCUCAUUUGAAUGGGUCUUUAGGGGCUGAUCCUGAUGUAAAUAUCUCAGAUUUACCUUCAGUAGACCUUAAAGGUUCCAAAAUAGAUAUAGAAUUGCCAGAUUCAGACAUUGGUAUCCCAUCUGGGAAGAUCAAAACACCAAGUCUAGGUAUGGCUGACUUUUCUGUAUCUGGACCAAAAGUUAGGACUCCAGACCUGGACCUCUCAGCAGCUGAGAUGUGUCUAUCAGACGUCAGUUUGCCUGACCUCAGUACUCCAGAUAUUGACAUACCCUCAGGUAAAUUCAAACUAAAGAAACCACAUGCAGAACACAAAGCUCCGGAUUUCGAUGUGGAUGCCCCCUCUGGUAAACUGAAUAUGCCCAAAUUUGGCUUCUCUGGCCUAAAAAGACCAGAUCUGGGCAUUGAUGCUGAUGUAAAAACACCAAAGCUAAGUCUCAAAGCUCCCAAUAUAAAAGGUGGGCUAGAUGCACCUGACUUGUAUUUACCCAAAGUCGACCUGAAAUCACCUAAAUUAGAUGUAAACGCUCCAGAUAUUGACAUCAAUGCACCCUCAGAAAAGUUGAAGAUGCCUAGAUUUGGCCUUUCGGGCCCUACAGGACCAGACGUUGGCAUUGAUAGAGACUUAGAUGGACCAGACCUGAGCUUAUUAUCUUCCAAAUUACAACGGCCUGACAUGGAUGUUGGUAGCCCAUCUGGAAAAUUAAAGAUGCCAAGUUUUAAGGCGCCAGACUUUGGCUUCUCGGGGCCAGAUGUUCAAGGGCCUGACUUAGAGGUAAAGACUCCAGACUUGGAACUUUCAGCCCCCAAGUUUAAAGGGGGAAUUAGUCCCCCAGAUUUGGAUCUGCCAGAUGUUGAUCUCAAAGGCCCCAAACUAAACUUCAAUGCUCCAGAUUUUGACAUAGAUAUGCCCUCAGGUAAAGUCAAAGUACCUACAUUGAAUAAACCAAAGGUUGACCUGAAUGCUCCUGAUCUGGACAUCGAUGGGCACUCUGAUAAACUGAAAAUGCCCAAAUUCAAUCUCUUUGGCACAUUGCCAAAAGGACAAGGUCUAGACAUCAAUGCAGGUGUGAAAUCCCCAAAGUUAAAAGGUGGGAUUGAUGCCCCUUACAUGGAUUUAUCAGACAUGGACCUCAAAGCCCCUAAAUUAGAUGUAAACACUCCAGAUAUUGACAUUGAUUCCCCCACAGGGAAAUUCAAAAUGCCCAAAAUGAAGAUGCCUAAAUCUGACAUGAAAAUACCUGAUGUUGACAUAGAUGGAGAUCUAGAGGGGCCAGACCUGAACUUGUCUGCACCCUCAAUGAAUCUCAAAGGUCCCAAAGCAGACAUAAACAUUCCAAAUGUUGACAUUGGAAGUCCAUCAGGCAAAAUGCCAACUUUCAAGAUGCCAGAUGCUGGUUUCUCUGGACCAAAGGUUAAAGUGCCUGACUUUGAGGUAAAGACUCCAGUCUUUGAUCUUUCAGCCCCCAAGUUUAAAGGGGGAAUCAGUCCCCCAGAUCUGAAUCUGCCAGAUCUCAAAGGCCCCAAACUAGACCUCAAUGCACCAGAUGUAAACUUAAAUAUGCCCUCAGGUAAAGUCAAAGUACCUACAUUGAAGAAACCAAAUGUUGAUCUGAAUGCUCCUGAUCUGGACAUUAAUGGCCCCUCUGGUAAACUGAAAAUGCCCAAAUUUGGACUGUCUGGUACAACGCCAAAAUCCACAAAACUGAAUCUCAAAUCCCCAAAUAUGAAGGGGGGAAUUGAUUCCCCAAAUGUGAAUUUACCAGAUGCGAACCUUAAAGCCCCUAAACUAGAUGUAAACACUCCAGAUAUUGACAUUGAUUCCCCCACAGGGAAAUUCAAAAUGCCCAAAAUGAAGAUGCCUAAAUCUGGCAUGAAAAGACCUGAUGUUGCCAUAGAUGGAGAUCUAGAGGGGCCAGACCUGAUCUUGUCUGCACCAAAUUUGGACAUAGAAGCACCCUCAAUUAAUCUCAAAGGUCCCAAAGCAGACCUAAAUAUUCCAAAAGCUGGUAUUGGAAGUCCAUCAGGGAAAUUCAAAAUGCCAACUUUCAAGAUGCCAGGUUCUGGUUUCUCUGGACCAAAGGUUAAAGUGCCUGACUUUGAGGUAAAGACUCCAGGCUUGGAUCUUUCAGCCCCCAAGUUUAAAGGGGGAAUCAGUCCCCCAGAUCUGAAUCUUCCAGAUCUCAAAGGCCCCAAACUAGACCUCAAUGCACCAGAUGUAAACUUAAAUAUGCCCUCAGGUAAAGUCAAAGUACCUACAUUGAAGAAACCAAAGGUUGAUCUGAAUGCUCCUGAUCUGGACAUUAACGGCCCCUCUGGUAAACUGAAAAUGCCCAAAUUUGGACUGUCUGGUACAACACCAAAAUCCACAAAACUGAAUCUCAAAGCCCCAAAGAUGAAGGGGGGAAUUGAUUCCCCAGAUGUGAAUUUACCAGAUGCGAACCUUAAAGCCCCUAAACUAGAUGUAAACACUCCAGAUAUUGACAUUGAUCCCCCCACAGGGAAAUUCAAAAUGCCAAAAAUGAAGAUGCCUAAAUUUGGCAUGAAAAGACCUGAUGUUGACAUAGAUGGAGAUCUAGAGGGGCCAGACCUGAACUUGUCUGCACCAAAUUUGGACAUAGAAGCACCCUCAAUGAAUCUCAAAGGUCCCAAAGCAGACCUAAAUAUUCCAAAAGCUGAUAUUGGAAGUCCAUCAGGGAAAUUCAAAAUGCCAACUUUCAAGAUGCCAGAUGCUGGUUUCUCUGGACCAAAGGUUAAAGAGCCUGACUUUGAGGUAAAGACUCCAGGCUUGGAUCUUUCAGCCCCCAAGUUUAAAGGGGGAAUCAGUCCCCCAGAUCUGAAUUUGCCAGACCUCAAAGGCCCCAAACUAGACCUCAAUGCACCAGAUGUAAACUUGAAUAUGCCCUCAGGUAAAGUCAAAGUACCUACAUUGAAGAAACCAAAUGUUGAUCUGAAUGCUCCUGAUCUGGACAUUAACAGUCCCUCUGGUAAACUGAAAAUGCCCAAAUUUGGACUGUCUGGUACAACGCCAAAAUCCACAAAACUGAAUCUCAAAGCCCCAAAGAUGAAGGGGGGAAUUGAUUCCCCAGAUGUGAAUUUACCAGAUGCGAACCUUAAAGCCCCUAAACUAGAUGUAAACACUCCAGAUAUUGACAUUGAUCCCCCCACAGGGAAAUUCAAAAUGCCAAAAAUUAAGAUGCCUAAAUUUGGCAUGAAAAGACCUGAUGUUGACAUAGAUGGAGAUCUAGAGGGGCCAGACCUGAACUUGUCUGCACCAAAUUUGGACAUAGAAGCACCCUCAAUGAAUCUCAAAGGUCCCAAAGCAGAUCUAAACAUUCCAAAUGCUGAUAUUGGAAGUCCAUCAGGGAAAUUCAAAAUGCCAACUUUCAAGAUUCCAGAUUCUGGUUUCUCUGGACCAAAGGUUAAAGUGCCUGACUUUGAGGUAAAGACUCCAGGCAUGGAUCUUUCAGCCCCCAAGUUUAAAGGGGGAAUCAGUCCCCCAGAUCUGAAUUUGCCAGACCUCAAAGGCCCCAAACUAGACCUCAAUGCACCAGAUGUAAACUUAAAUAUGCCCUCAGGUAAAGUCAAAGUACCUACAUUGAAGAAACCAAAUGUUGAUCUGAAUGCUCCUGAUCUGGACAUUAACAGUCCCUCUGGUAAACUGAAAAUGCCCAAAUUUGGACUGUCUGGUACAACACCAAAAUCCACAAAACUGAAUCUCAAAGCCCCAAAGAUGAAGGGGGGAAUUGAUUCCACAGAUGUGAAUUUACCAGAUGCGAACCUUAAAGCCCCUAAAUUAGAUUUAAACACUCCAGAUAUUGACAUUGAUCCCCCCACAGGGAAAUUCAAAAUGCCAAAAAUGAAGAUGCCUAAAUUUGGCAUGAAAAUACCUGAUGUUGACAUAGAUGGAGAUCUAGAGGGGCCAGACCUGAACUUGUCUGCACCAAAUUUGGACAUAGAAGCACCCUCAAUGAAUCUCAAAGGUCCCAAAGCAGAUCUAAACAUUCCAAAAGCUGAUAUUGGAAGUCCAUCAGGGAAAUUCAAAAUGCCAACUUUCAAGAUGCCAGAUUCUGGUUUCUCUGGACCAAAGGUUAAAGUGCCUGACUUUGAGGUAAAGACUCCAGGCAUUGAUCUUUCAGCCCCCAAGUUUAAAGGGGGAAUCAGUCCCCCAGAUCUGAAUUUGCCAGACCUCAAAGGCCCCAAACUAGACCUCAAUGCACCAGAUGUAAACUUGAAUAUGCCCUCAGGUAAAGUCAAAGUACCUACAUUGAAGAAACCAAAUGUUGAUCUGAAUGCUCCUGAUCUGGACAUUAACAGUCCCUCUGGUAAACUGAAAAUGCCCAAAUUUGGACUGUCUGGUACAACGCCAAAAUCCACAAAACUGAAUCUCAAAGCCCCAAAGAUGAAGGGGGGAAUUGAUUCCCCAGACAUUAAUUUUCCAGAUGCUGAUCUCAAAGCCCCUAAACUAGAUGUGAAAGCCUCAGCUCUUGACAUCAGUGCACCUUCUGGGAAAUUCAAAAUGCCCAAAUUUAAAUUGCCUAAAUUCAGAGGCCUAAAGAGACCAGAUGUUGACAUUGAUGGAGACUUAGAGGGCCCAGAUAUAGAUAUCAAUGCCCCCACAGCUAACCUCAAAGGUCCCAAAACAGGUCUAAAAAUGCCAGCCCCAAAGCUAAAAGGGGGAAUCAGUCCCCCAGAUUUGAGACUACCUAAGGGUCACCUCAAAGGGUCCAAACUAGAACUCAAUGCUCCAGAUUUUGAUGUUGAUGCCCCCUCAGGUAAACUGAAAAUGCCCAACUUUGGGCUCUCAGGCACUAUGCCAAAAGGACCAAAUCUGGACAUAAAUGCAGGUGUGAAAUCACCAAAGUUCAGUCUAAAAAUGCCAAAGAUUAAAGGUGGGAUUGAUGCCCCUGACAUGGAUUUACCAGACAUGGACCUCAAAGCCCCUAAAGUAGAUGUAAACACUCCAGAUAUUGACAUUGAUUCACCCACAGGAAAAUUCAAAAUGCCCAAUCUGAAAAUGCCUGAAUUUGGAAUGAAAGGGCCAGAUAUUGACAUAAAUGGAGAUAUAGAGGGACCAGACCUGAACUUGACAUCUCCCAAACUCAAGGGUCCCAAAGCAGACCUAAACAUUCCAGAUGCUGAUAUUGACAGUCCAUCAGGAAAACUUAAAAUGCCAACUUUCAAGAUGCCAGAUUUAGGUUUCUCUGGACCAAAAGUUAAGGGGCCUGAUUUGGAUCUUUCAGCCCCCAAGUUUAACGGGGGAAUUAGGCCCCCAGAUUUGGAUCUGCCAGAUGUUGACCUCAAAGGCCCCAAAUUAGACCUCAAUGCACCAGAUGUAAACUUUAAUAUGCCCUCCGGUAAAGUCAAAGUACCUACAUUGAAGAAACCAAAGGUUGAUCUGAAUGCUCCUGAUCUGGACAUUGAUAGCCCCUCAAAAUCCCCAGACUUGAGGCUCAAAGCUUCAAACAUUAAGGGGGGAAUUGAUGGUCCAGACAUGAAUUUACCAGAUGCUUACCUCAUAGCCCCUGAUCCAGAUCUUGACAUCAAUGAACCCUCUGGUAAAUUAAAAAUGCCCAAAUAUAAAAUGCUUAAAUUCAGAGACCUAAAGAGACCAGGUGUUGACAUUGAUGGAGACUUAGAGGGCCCAGAUAUAGAUAUCAAUGCCCCCACAGCUAACCUCAAAGGUCCCAAAACAGGUCUAAAAAUGCCAGAUUUGAAGAUGCCUGAUUUCGGGCUAUCUGGGCCAAAUGUAGAUGAACCUGACUAUGACUUACCUGAUAUUGGUCUCUCAGCCCCAAAGCUAAAAGGGGGAAUCAGUCCCCUAGAUUUGAGACUACCUAAGGGUAAUCUCAAAGGCCCAAAACUAGACCUCAAUGCUCCAGAUAUGCCCUCAGGUAGAUUCAGAGUUCCAACCUUAGAGAGGCCAAAUGGUAGCAUCAAAGACCCUGAUUUUGACAUCAACACUCCUACAUUCAAAAUGCAUACAUUUGGGUUGCCUACUCAAAAAGGACUGGAUCAUGACAUCAGUGCUGAACUAGGUUUAAAUUUGCCCCACCUCAAAAUGCCUAAAUUUGGCCUUUCUGGUAUGAAAGGUCCAGAUGCUGGAAUAGAUGGAGACAUUGAUGGACCAGACCUGAGCUUGUCAGCCCUGAAAGUAAACACGGGGAUUGAUAGUCCAGAUUUAGACAUAAAUGUUCCCUCUGGCCCCCAAGCUGAUCUCAAUUUGCCAGACUUUGACAUUGCUAAACAAUCUCGAAAAUUCAAACUGCCGUCGUUAAGAUUGCCUCAGUUUGGAAGUCAAAUUUGGUCUAUGCUGGCCAUCAUCCCCCAGGACCCGUUCCUGUUCAGUGGGACGGUGAGGGAGAACCUGGACCCAUGUGGACGUCACCCUGACCCCCGGCUACUGGAGGCCCUGGAACACUGUCACCUCAGCCCUGUCAUCAACCGCAUCGGUGGUCUUGGUGCUGAGGUGGGAGAGAGGGGCAAGUGUUUCUCUCUGGGACAGAGACAGCUGCUGUGUCUGGCCAGGGCUCUGCUGACUGAAGCUAAUCCUGGUCACCGCAGGGGGAGGAGCCUCUCUGAGGGGCUGAUGCUGGAGGAAUCAGAGAAAGGACGAUUGGUCAUCUCCAGCGUUGUCGGUGGCUCCUCUGGCAAUCAGGGGCUCAAAGAAGGAGAUGAAAUUGUGGGUGCCACAAUCAACUUCGACCAACUUUCGAAAGACGAUGUGUUGAAAAUACUGAAGAUGAUGGAUGAUAAUGGAUUUGAUGAGAAGGUUCAGGUUCUGACCAAAAAUAAUUUGAGCAAGAGUAUGGGGACCUUGGACAGCAUCAAAGCCCCAGAGGAGAUGCUGAAGGAUUCAUAUAAUAGACUCUACAAUGCCAAAAUAAAUAGGUUCAUGAAGGAUGACAGCCCUGGACAACCUGCAGGUGCUGGAGAAAGAGGCUCCCGUAAUGGACAGAUGAAGGGCAAGGGACCGAGACCUCUCUGGGGCAAACCUAAAGUGAAAGGUGACCUCAAACCCCCUGUCCUCACCACGGAUUACCCAGUUGUGGAGACACCCAAAGUAGAUGCUCCUACCUACCUAGAGUCUCCAGACCUCAAAUUCUCUGCUCCAAAGUUAAAGGUGCCUAAACUUGAUGUCAAAGGCGCGGUACCUGAUGCUCGCGGUGGAGAUCUUUCGUUGCCUAAUGCCAACAUUAGUACAUCAGAUCUCUCCCUGCCUCAUUUGAAUGGGUCACUAAACAUUGAUGCUCCAUCAUUUAACCUGGAAAGGCCACAUCUUGAAACUGAUAUAGAUGCUAUCGAUGUUCUAGAAUUCGAUAUGUCUUUGCCCAAAGUUGACAUCAAAGGCCCUGAUGUUGACCUGAAAGUUAUAGAUCCACUUCCCAAAGUUGGAGGAGAUAUCAAUGUCCCGGAAGCAGAGCUCAAUCUACCAGAGGGGGUUGUCACUGGACCUACUUUAAAUAUCAAUGCCCCAAAGCUUGAUAUUGAAAGAACAGGCAAAAAAUUCAAAAUGCCCAAAUUUAAGAUGCCUGACUUGGGUCUCUCUGGAUCCAGCGUAAAUGUACCCAGCCUUGAGGUUGAUACACCAAAUAUGAGGAUCCCAGAUAAAGAUAUGCCAGGAGUUAAUCUCAAAGGUCCCAAACUAGAUCUACAAACAGCAGAUGUCAGCAUGAUGAAUAUGCCUUCAAGUAAAAUCAGAGUCCCGUCCUCCAAGAAACUGAAAAACCCCAACCUUGAUAUGGAUGUUCCCUCUAGAUAUUUUGAAUUGCCUAAAGUUAGGCUCUCUCGCAGAGUACCGAAAGGACCAGAUUUAGACAUUGAUGCAGUUUUAAAGACCCCAGACAUGCAUCUUAAAACCUCUUCGAUUGGUGCUCCUGACAUGAAUGUCCCUGGUCUAGAUUUACCUUCAGUAGACCUUAAAGGUUCCAAAAUAGAUCUAGAGUUGCCAGAUGCGAACAUUGGUAUGCCAUCUGGGAAGAUCAAAACACCAAGUCUUGGUAUACCUGACUUUGAUAUAUCUGGACCAAAAGUUAGGACUCCAGACCUGGACCUCUCAGCGGCUGAGAUGUGUCUAUCAGACGUCAAUUUGCCUGACCUCAGUACUCCAGAUAUUGACAUACCCUCAGGUAAAUUCAAACUAAUGAAACCACAUGCAGAACUCAAAGCUCCUGAUUUCAUUGUGGAUGCCCCCUCUGGUAAACUGAAGAUGCCCAAAUUUGACUUCUCUGGCCUAAAAAGACCAGAUCUGGGCAUUGAUGCUGAUGUAAAAACACCAAAGCUAAGUCUCAAAGCUCCCAAGAUACAAGGUGGGCUAGAUGCACCUGACUUGAAUUUACCCAAAGUCGACCUGAAAUCACCUAAAUUAGAUGUAAACACUCCAGAUAUUGACAUUGAUGCACCCUCAGGAAAAUUCAAAAUGCCAAAGUUUAAGAUGCCUAAAUUUGCCCUUUCGGGCACUGAAGGGCCAGUGGUUGGCAUUGAUGGAGACUUGGAUGGACCAGACCUGAGCUUAUUAUCUUCCAAAUUAAAACGGCCAGACUUGGAUGUUGUUAGCCCAUCUGGAAAAUUCAAGAUGCCAAGUUUUAAGAUGCCAGGCUUCUCAGGGCCAGAUGUUCAGGUGCAUGACUUACAGGUAAAGACUCCAGACUUGGAUCUUUCAGCCCCCAAGUUUAAAGGGGGAAUUAGUCCCCCAGAUUUGGUGCUGCCAGAUGUUGACCUCAAAGGCCCCAAAUUAGACCUCAGUGCACCAGAUGUAAACUUGAAUAUGCCCUCAGGUAAAGUCAAAGUACCUACAUUGAAGAAACCAAAGGUUGAUCUGAAUGCUCCUGAUCUGGACAUUAACAGCCCCUCUGGCAAACUGAAAAUGCCCAAAUUUGGCCUGUCUGGUAAAAUGCCAAAAUCCACAAAACUGAAUCUCAAAGCCCCAAAGAUAAAGGGGGGAAUUGAUUCCCCAGAUUUGAAUUUUCCAGAUGCUGAUCUCAAAGCCCCUAAACUAGAUGGGAAUACCCCAGAUCUUGACAUAAAUGCACCUUCUGGGAAAUUCAAAAUGCCCAAAUUCAAAUUGCCUAAAUUCAGAGGCCUAAAGAGACCAGAUGUUGACAUUGAUGGAGACUUAGAGGGCCCAGAUAUAGAUAUCAAUGCCCCCACAGCUAACCUCAAAGGUCCCAAAACAGGUCUAAGAAUGCCAGAUUUGAAGAUGCCUGAUUUCGGGCUAUCUGGGCCAAAUGUAGCUGAACCUGACUAUGACUUACCUGAUAUUGACCUCUCCGCCCCAAAGCUAAAAGGGGGAAUCCGUCCCCCAGAUUUGAGACUACCUAAGGGUCAUCUCAAAGGACCCAAACUAGAUCUCAAUGCUCCAGAUUUUGACGUUGAUGCUCCCUCUGGUAAACUGAAAAUGCCCAAAUUUGGUCUCUCUGGUACAAUAACUAAAUCUCCCAAAUUGAAUCUCAAAGCUCCAAAGAUGAAGGGGGGAAUUAAUUUUCCAGACCUGAAUUUACCAAAUGUUGACCUCAAAGCCCCUAAACUAGAUGUGAAUGCUCCAGAUCUCGACAUCAAUGCACCCUCAGGAAAAUUCAAAAUGUCUAAAUUCAGAGGCCUAAAGGGACCAGAUGUUGACAUUGAUGGAGAUCUAGAGGGACCAGACCUGAACUUGUCAUCUCCCAAACUCAAGGGUCCCAAAGCAGACCUAAACAUUCCAGAUGCUGAUAUUGAUAGUCCAUCAGGAAAACUCAAAAUGCCAACUUUCAAGAUGCCAGAUUUAGGAUUCUCUGGACCAAAUGUUAAGGGGCCUGACUUGGAUCUUUCAGCCCCCAAGUUUAAAGGGGGAAUUAGUCCCCCAGAUUUGGAUCUGCCAGAUGUUGACCUCAAAGGCCCCAAAUUAGACCUCAAUGCACCAGAUGUAAACUUUAAUAUGCCCUCAGGUAAAGUCAAAGUACCUACAUUGAAGAAACCAAAGGUUGAUCUGAAUGCUCCUGAUCUGGACAUUAACGGCCCCUCUGGUAAACUGAAAAUGCCCAGAUUUGGGCUCUCUGGUACAACGCCAAAAUCCACAAAACUGAAUCUCAAAGCCCCAAAGAUAAAGGAGGGAAUUGAUUCCCCAGACUUGAAUUUUCCUGAUGCUGACCUCAAAGCCCCAAAACUAGAUGUGAAUAACCCAGAUCUUGACAUAAAUGCACCUUCUGGGAAAUUAAAAAUGCCCAAAUUUAAAUUGCCUAAAUUCAGAGGCUUAAAGGGACCAGAUGUUGACAUUGAUGGAGAUCUAGAGGGACCAGACCUAAACUUGUCAUCUACCAAACUCAAGGGUCCCAAAGCAGACCUCACUGCUCCAGAUAUGCCCUCAGGUAGAUUCAGAGUUCCAACCUUAGAGAGGCCAAAUGGUAGCAUCAAAGCCCCUGAUUUUGACAUCAACACUCCUACAUUAAAAAUGCUCAAAAUGCCUACAUUUGGUUUGUCUACUCCAAAAAGACCAGAUCAUGACAUCAGUGCUGACAUAGGUUUUAAAUUGUCAAAGAUGAAAGGUGGGAUUGGUUCACCAGAUCUGGACCUACCUACAGUUGACCUAAAAGCCCCUAAGAUAGAUGUAGACACUCCAGAUAUGAACAUUGAUUCACCCUCUGGGAAAUUCAAAAUGCCUCACCUCAAAAUGCCUAAAUUCGGCCUUUCUGGUCUGAAAGGUCCAGAUACUGGAAUAGAUGGAGACAUUGAUGGACCGGACCUGAGCUUGUCAGCCCCGAAAGUAAACACGGGGAUUGAUAGUCCAGAUUUAGACAUAAAUGUUCCCUCUGGUAACUUCAAAGGCCCCCAAGCUGAUCUCUAUUUGCCAGACAGUGACAUGGCUAUACAAUCUCGAAAAUUAAAAUUGCCGUCCUUUAAAUUGCCUCAGUUUGGAAGUCCCAAUCUAAGGGCAGGUACAGAUAUGGACUUUAUGAAAACACAUGACAUUUCUCCUCCAAAGGCUAAAGUGGAUCUAAAAGCACCAGACUUGAAUGUUAGUCACCCAGAUGUCAGCCUGAGCUUACCCAAAGCUGAUAUCAGAAGCCCAGAAUACAAAAUGUCAUCUCAUAGUAAACGCAGAUCUGAUAUCCCAGGUGGAGCGCAUAUAAAAGUGCCAGCAAUAGACAUAGAUACAGAAGUGACACUGCCACACACUGAUAGAAAGUCUAGGAAGGUCAAAGGAAGGGCCAGUUAUCCCAUUGCAGAUAUUGAUUUGUCAAAAGUUGAGUACGAUGCAGGGAAAUUAAAAAUUCCCAAAUCCAAGACUUCUAAAUUGAGUAGUCAUACAAGAAUACCAGACCUUGAUAUAGACUCAAGUAUUCACAGUAUUAAUGCCUCAGUCCCUAAACUCCCACCCCCAAGGUAUGGAUUAGAGGUUUCACAGCCAGAUUUCAAUUUGAGCAGAACUGACCUCAAGGGCCAUAAACAUCAUAGGAAAGCCCCAGCUGGUGAAACCAGCAGAUCAAAAAGGAGAAGUCCAAAACAGUCGGAAAUUGGAAUGUCCAUGCCAAAUUUCACUCAUGGUUCAAACCCAAAAAUGUCUGAAGAUCAAGAAGGAUAUUUUGUCACUGUAUUUCCCAAACAUCUCAAAGGGGAUGUACCAGACGGAACUGGGAGCCUGAAAAAUCGGCACAAAGAAGAGUCAAACCGUAGAUCUCAUACAAUCAGAAGUCUCGACUUCAGUGCAUCAAAUAUGGACCUUGAAGUUCCAGAAGAUGAGAACUUAAAAGGGUCAACAUUCUGGCUUUCAAAGCUUAUAUAGCAUUCAGACAACUGACUAAAUGUCAUGCUAGGCUUGUUUGAAUCACAAUCUUCUGUUGAAACAUAAGGCAGAAAACUUCUGUUACAUAUAAAACAAGCGUCAGAUUAUUUGCAUUUAUUUGUCAUUUUUAUGUAAAUUGAUUGGUAUUUGUUAUGAACAUGUUGAAAACUAAUGUGUAAAGCUUUCUUUUGUGAAGUGAUUUUAAAAAAUGAUUGAAAGGUUUGUUAUGUUCUGCUGAUAAGCUAUUUGAUUGGUAUUGGCCUCCCGAGUGGCGCAGUGGUCUAAGGCACUGCAUCGCAGUGCUAGCUGUGCCACUAGAGAUCCUGGUU